This is a messenger RNA of Pectinophora gossypiella (pink bollworm), 4813 nucleotides long. Its product is annotated as spermatogenesis-associated protein 20. Lineage: Eukaryota; Metazoa; Arthropoda; Insecta; Lepidoptera; Gelechiidae. The transcript has 6 exons. Bases 77 to 2563 code for a protein of 828 amino acids. Gene Ontology annotation, biological process: carbohydrate metabolic process. The record is from RefSeq and is a predicted model, not a curated record.
AGUGGCAUGUUGUGCUGUCUGGAAUGCGAAAUUUCAUGUUGUGAAACGCAAUAAUUUUUAUUAAAUUUGGUUUAUUAUGCCUACUGGCCGUGCUGUCUUGCUGUUGCGGCGUCUGUCGACGGGGGAUAGCCGGUUGAAGAAUAUCAACUUGAAUCCUAAUUGCACGAAGGAGCAAGUUCUGCCAAACCCGGUCUGUUGUCACCGAGAUUUGGGCCAGUCUAAGAGAUUGACUACAUUGACACCAAACAAUUUAAGCAAACCUCAGUUGACAAGGAGUUUAAGCGACAAUAUAAUUAAAAUGGCCACUCCAAGCAAUGAGAAGCCACCAGAUCGACCAAAACACACUAACCAGCUGAUCUCUGAAAAGUCCCCAUAUUUGCUGCAACAUGCUCACAACCCAGUGCAGUGGUACCCCUGGUGCCAAGAAGCUAUAGAUAAAGCUAAACAGGAAAACAAACUGAUUUUCUUAUCAGUUGGUUACUCUACAUGCCAUUGGUGCCAUGUAAUGGAGAAAGAAUGUUUUGAAAAUGAAGAUGUUGCUAAAAUAAUGAAUGAACAUUACAUCAACAUUAAAGUAGAUCGAGAGGAGAGGCCAGAUAUAGACAGAGUUUAUAUGCUGUUUAUCAUGGCCACAUCUGGAGGUGGUGGCUGGCCCAUGUCUGUUUUUAUCACUCCUGACUUACGUCCCGUCACAGGUGGCACCUACUUCCCGCCAGAAGACCGCUGGGGGAGACCAGGCUUCAAAACCAUUCUCCUUUCCUUAGCCAAAAAAUGGAAGGAAAACCAUGCACAGUUUGUUGAGGCCAGUGUCAACAUCUUGGAAGCCUUGCAAAAAAUAACUCUCGUUGAUCCAGAGACAUCUGCAUCAGUCCCUGGACAAGCUACUUGGGAGAAAUGUGUCCGCAGAUACAUGUCCAUCUAUGAACCUGAAUUUGGUGGAUUUGGUACAGCACCUAAAUUUCCUCAAGCUUCCAUUUUUAAUUUCCUCUUCCAUUACUAUGCCCGUGAUAAAUCUCAUCCUGAGGGGAAGAAGUGUUUGGAAAUGUGUUUGCACACUCUCACUAAGAUUGCUAUGGGAGGUAUACAUGACCAUGUCUCCAGCGGAUUUGCUCGGUACUCAGUUGACAAUGAAUGGCAUGUGCCACACUUUGAGAAAAUGUUAUAUGAUCAGGCUCAACUAACAGUUGCUUAUACCGAUGCUUUUCUCGCGAGUAAGGAUGAGUUUUAUGCAGAUGUAGUUCGCGACAUAAUAAAAUAUGUGAACAGGGACUUAAGGCACGAGUCGGGAGGAUAUUACAGUGCCGAAGAUGCUGAUUCUUACCCUACUUUCGGUGCUCCUCACAAGAAAGAAGGAGCAUUCUGUGUUUGGGAAUAUAAUGAAAUAAAAUCACUUAUUGGUGACAAAAAGAUUAAAUCUACUCCUUAUCUCGAUAUUUUCUGUGAGUACUUCCAUGUUGAAGAAGAUGGCAACAUUUCUCCUGAGAGCGACCCUCAUGAGGAGCUCACUAAUAAGAAUGUUUUAAUUAUUUACGACAGCAAAGAAGAUGUCGCUAAAAAGUUUGACUUAACUUUGGAGGAGUUUGAUAAAGUAAUCUCUGAAUGUACCGAGAUUUUGUAUCAAGCUCGUCAGAAAAGGCCGCGUCCGCAUUUGGAUAGUAAGAUGAUCUGUUCUUGGAAUGGUUUGAUGAUUGCUGGUCUCGCCCGAGCAGGACAGGGUUUGGGUGACAAGGACUAUGUGGAGGAUGCCAUCAAAACUGCAAACUUUGUCAAGGAACACUUGUAUGAUGCUUCUGCUAAAACAUUGCUGCAUUCGUGCUACAGAGGUGAUGAUGGAGCGAUUGCGCAGACAGAACAGCCAAUCAAAGGCUUCUUAGACGACUAUGCAUACAUGAUCAAAGGACUACUGGAUCUGUACGAGGCGUCUCUCGACGCCGGUUGGUUAAAAUGGGCGCGGGACUUGCAACUGAAACAGGAUGAGUUGUUCUGGGACCCAGUAAAUGGCGGUUACUACACCUGUUCCGCUGAGGAUACCACUGUUGUGUUGAGGUUGAAAGAAGACCAGGACGGCGCAGAGCCAUCCGGCAACAGCGUGGCAUGUCACAACCUACAACGCUUAGCCGCGUACGCCGACAAGAGCGCAGCUCCGGAAGGCGGCGAACGCGAACGUGAACAAGCCAAGCGACUGCUUCAAGCCUUCUCCAAACGCCUCAACGACUCCCCCACGACCCUGCCCGAAAUGAUAUCCGCUCUCAUGUUCUACAACGACUCGCCUACGCAGGUGUUAAUAGCCGGCGGACAAUCGGACCCUCGCACCAUGGAGCUGAUCCGCGUGGUGCGCUCCCGGCUCCUCCCCGGGCGGGUGCUCGCCGUGGCCGACCCCAGUGCUGAAUCUUCCGCCGGUAUGUCUGAGAUACUCUUAAGCCGUAUAAGGGCAGGCGACGUACCAACGGCGUACGUAUGCCGCCGCUACGCUUGUUCGUUGCCCGUGACAGACGUCAAACAGCUCGAGAGCUUACUUGAUGAAUCGUUGCCUGCGCCCGCUCCCGCCUCCGCCGCGAAAUAGAAUCUCCAUACGUAGCUGGGGGGAUAAAAAGGCCGCAACAAUAUUGCAAUUUGACACUUGCGCAUAUGAAAGAAAGUGUGCAAUGUUAACAAAUGUCAAUUACCAAUAUUGUUUUUGUUUUUUUAACCCCCCUGUUUGUAACAAUGUAAUGUAAAGUAUGUUCAGUGUGUUUUUUGUUGUCAUGUGGCUGAAACGGUUACUGGUUUGUUUUUUGUUUAUAUUUUUUCAUAACUGUAAUGUCGCAAAAAAUCAGAUAAAAUAGUACUCAGUUUAAUAAUAAAUGAUAAUAAUAAAGCACUUUAUUGCACACAAAUUUACAAGAUAUUACUACAAUUGUAAUACUAUCAUUAUUGUAAUACUAUAUUGUAUAAUCAUUAUUUUAUUAUUAUUAUUUGUCUUUUACUAUAAUUGUAAUGUAUUUUUUAACUGGCAACAUUGUUAACAUUACUUUUGAUUACAAUUAUAAUUUUUGGUAGUACUUUAGAGUUUAUAGAAUCUUCUCUGCUUAUCACUCUCAUACCCACACUACUAACAAUCGCGACCAAUGUUGCCAGUUAAAACGAAAAAUGUUACUAAAACGGUUUGCCCUGAGCGUAUUUAGCAUUACAUUGUAAUAAAGUCUUAACAUCUAGUCCAAUAGGAAGCUCUCAUUUUCACAGCUUCAAAGGCAUAAUGAAGUCAUAUUUUCAUUUCUUUUAAUCAUGUCAAAUAUUAUUAUUUAUUUUCAGAUUCUCACUUCAUAUUACAAAAAAUAGUUAGAUUUAGUUUUUUAUUUUUAUUUCUCAUUGCCACAUUGUUUAAAAUACCUAGUAUAUAGGAUUAUCUAUGCUUAGAAUUUUGUUAGAAGUUAUAUCUCCACUUUAUUAAUAUAUUAUGGAAAGGAAAGAGAGAAAAAAAGAGAUGGGGGAUAAAAAACAAACUGACACCUUGUCACUUGCAAAAUGUGAUGGUUUAAUCGAUUGUUAUUGCUUUUUAUCUUGACAUGACUACUACAGCCGAUUUUUUUUUCAGACUUUAUGAAUAUACAGUUUAGUACUCGAGUGAAUCUGCUUAAACAUCACGAAAAUUUUGAAAUAUAUCUAUUUGCAUUAAAUAGUAAUUGUCGUAUGUUACGAACAUCAGUCAAUAAUCUUUGAUAACCAUUAUUGUUAAUGAUAGAAAUAAAUAGCUGUAUACGUUUUUUAAGUUUCAUGUACAUUUUCAACUUCAGACACAGUAUUUUCCUUCAAAGCAGUAGCUGAUCAUUUAGUCGCCUAGUCGGCCAAAACCAUCGUCUGCACAUCUCUAGUAGUCAUGCCAUGAUGUUAUACCAAAACAUAUGUUGGUCAAAAAUUGGAAAAUUUUAGUCUGAUGUGAUGUGAUAGCGUAGCGCGGUAUUUACUGUUAAUGUAGAGGUACUAACCAGUAGCCACAAUGUUUAAUAAUAUGUAAGUUACCAUAGCAACCUAGUUAACAGAGAAUGUCAAUUGAUUAAAAAAUGUAAUGGUAAUACAUUGAGCAAACCAUUCAUAACAAUUGAUUAUUUUCUCAGUUUUUACGCAAAUCAUCACUUUAUAUUGCUUUUCAGUUUAUUACACAAAUCUUCAAAGUCAAUUUGUAUUUACUUGGAAUAUAAACUGUGAAUCCUCAAGUGGACUCAUUAGGUUAUUUGUUAACUAUCUAUGUCGUAUCCAGUGUGUGUAUCAUUUUCCCAUUUGCGAUAUCUUAGUGUCUAACGCUAAAGUGAAGAGCCUUGUGGAGCCUCAGGAGACAUCGGGCGAUAUCGCCACACAUCGCGCAUCUUACCUUGCGACUUUGCCAUAUAUUUGGAACGUUGAUGCCUCCGGGGUAAUAUGGGGGGGGUGUUGUUGUGUGUUGGUGGGGCUUUGGUUGGUUGUGGUACUACCACUUAUUAAUGUUAGGACUAAAAGCCAUUUAUUUUUCUGGUGGUACGACCAUCGUAAAAAAAUAAAUGAAUUUGGUAGUCCUACUAGCAGUCCAGUUAUAUCACCUCCACGUUCUCUGUUAGAUAGGCAUACAAUAUUUGAGAGUAGCUGAGUACCGUUAUUAAUAUAAUCAUUAGUGUGUAGAAUAUAAUAUUGUGUAUGUCAUAAAAUGACUUAAUAAUGUAUAACAUAGACCCAAAAAUUGAUCUUAUUUAUUUGAAUUCGAGCUGUUAACAAAAUUUUUAUUGAUAGUGUUGUCAUUGCUUGAAGCAAAAAUUAUUAGUCUUAUAUUUUUGUGAUAUUUUAAAUAAAAAUAUUGUUAGAA